Molecule: messenger RNA, 1106 nt
Organism: Paramuricea clavata
Lineage: Eukaryota; Metazoa; Cnidaria; Anthozoa; Malacalcyonacea; Plexauridae
Source: the annotation of a GenBank genome assembly
AUGAAUGAUGAUGUUAUGUCAGAUUUAGGUCCACCUACUGAAAACCCUUCUGAAGAUAUAGUUUAUAACAACUCGACAGACAUGAAUAAUUUCUUGCCUGUUGGUGAACAGCAGGAAGAAGAAAUAGAAGCAGUUAGAAGAAAUAGAAGCAGUUAGAAAUCAGCUUUCAGGAAAUGAACCAAUGCCAUGGCCCACUAUUGAAAGUGAACCAUUGAAUGAAUAUCAGAUAUCACAUCUGGCCACUAUCGCUUUUCCAACAUUAUUUCCAGAUGGGAAAGGUGAUCCCACUAAUCAAAGUAUCUUGAGGAAUGUUCCUCUUCAAGAAAGAAUUAAGCAUCUUUUGAAAUUUGCUGAAUUUAUUGAUGGUAAAUGGGUAUACCGUUUUGCUAACCACCCUAGAUUUUCAUACUGGGCAUUUAAUAUGAUUCACAGAAAGCGUAUUCUACAACAAAGUGGAAUAUUCAUUAAACAAAAUCCAGGUGAAGCACACCUCACUAUUGAUGAGUUACGUGAAAUGGCUGCAAGUGACAACUCCACUUUAUUGAUGUCCAAAGUGUCCAGAUACAGUACAUUGGCAAUAUUGCAGGUAUUAAUGCUUACUGGAAUAAAGUGAGAGAGGAACUGAAAGCUAUAAUAACUAAUGUUGGAGCACCAACAUUGUUCUUUACUUUCUCAUCAGCAGAUAUGCACUGGCCUGAAUUACACGCUCUCUUUGGAGCAAACACUGGUAACGCCACUAGUUAGGUAAGGAGACAAAACGUUAUUAACAAUCCACAUAUAGUUGAUUGGUUCUUUACACAGAGACUAGAAAAGUUUGUAAAACACUGGCUUUAUGAUACACUUGGUGCAAAAUGGCACUGGUUUAGAUAUGAAUACCAAGGUAGAGGUAGUAUCCAUUGUCAUGGUACUGCUAUGGUCAACUUACUCAGACUGCUUUGAAAGGUUUCUUAGCUCAAAAAUUUAAAAAUGAAAAUGAUUGCUCUGACACAACUGAACUGGACCAGGAUAUUGAAGCUGGUCAGAAAGCAGCUGACACAGUAUGUCAGUAUGUUGAUUGGUUAUUAUCAACCGUCAACCCUAUCCACCAGAUGAGGAUAUGUGGAUAA